Molecule: messenger RNA, 4486 nt
Organism: Vitrella brassicaformis
Lineage: Eukaryota; Vitrellaceae
Source: the annotation of a GenBank genome assembly
CUCUGUCUCUCUUGGCUGAUGGGUUACAAGGAUCGAACAGACUCACAGGCAGGGAGCGAGGCAGAGAGGUAGGUAGGUACAAAACAGACAGACACAGAAGAGACCUCUAGACCCUGCUGGCUGCAUGUCUCACAGCUAUAGCAAUUGCACAUUCAUCCAUCCAUCCACUCAUCGGUCGGCCGGUCCGCGGCCUAAAUGCCGCAGCAACCAGCCCAGAUACAUACACACACACACACAGGUAGGUAGGUACACAGCCAGUACGUCUUCGCCGAUCGGUCAGAAGAUGGAUCGAUGCGGGCGUGUAGCUAUCUAUGGGCUCACUCACUCUCGACGGAACGGACGGCUACCUCCAGGUUUUUGCGGAGGCACCCACCCCCCCAUGGCCACCCACGCCGCGCCCCAGACCGCAGCUUGUUUGUCGUUUACGUCAUUAUUUCUCAAUAACAAAAGCACAGCAUCGCAUUCAUUCAUUACGUAUGGACGUACGUAUGCAGCACUUACCACUUAGCACAUGAGGUAUAGCACAUAAGAGAGAUAUAUCGAUGAGCCCAUCGAUGGAUGCCACACGCGCACACGCGCACACGCACACACGCCACGCUUUUCCUGUACAUAACCAUACACACACACACACAGAGACAGACAGACAGAGACAGACCGAUAUCCCUCCCUGUACAACAACACGCCACGGAUGGGAGAGUGUGUGGGGGUGUGAGAGCGCCUUUUGCACCACACAGGCAGGCCGGAAAAAACAAGCAGAGCAAGUAGGGAAGGAAGGAAAAGCACGCAGACAGGCAGACAGGCAGACACGCACACCGCACCAUACCGCACCACGCCAGUCGUCAGCAUUAGAAUGAUAUGUACGACAGGUAUGCAUCCGAUGCACCUCUAUGACAUGACAUGAUGUGGCCAGCCACAUCCGAUGGCAUCACCCGCACGGAUGAACGUUGCAGAAAAGAACGUCAACAUCAACGGGUGGGCAGGUCGGCAAAUGGAUGGAUGGAUGGAUGGACGGAUGGACGGCAUGGCAUGGCGGCCGCUGAGGUGAACUGGCCGGGCCGCCAUCUCUCCUGUCUGUCUUUCUGUCUCCUUCUCUCUCUGUGGGUGCUCACUAAGUGUGUUGUAUGUGCGUUGCCUGCGGGCGGAAGGCAUGUGAUGUGCCACAUCACACCCGGCAGACACGUAUCGUGGUCAUCAUGAAGCAUGUCAACCUGAUGCGGCAGGAUUCAUGCCAACCACAGCGCGUGCACCGCACACCCCUGUGUUACGUGACCGCAUUGAUCCAAGCCGCCGUGCGCCCGCCCUCCCUCCCUUUCUCUCAGGCCGCCACGCCAGGAAAAAUAUGGAGGCACUUAGUGAAGUUGUGACGACUGAAACACCUAUGUUUGUAUGGACGGAUGAAUGGAUGGAUGGAUGUACCUACCUGAAUUGUGGGAAUGAGUGAGUCAGUGGGUGAAUGGGUGGGUGGUGGGGUGGGGUGGGUGCGAUGUGACGUCAGCCAUGACAGACAGACACGUACGGACACACACAGGUACACUACACACACGUGCGAUCGAGCUGGUCAGCACACACAGACAGACAGACAGGUAGACAGAUUGUGCGGGCGUGGUGAUGUGUUAUGUUAUGGCUGUGGUGCGAGACCCUCCCUCCCGCCCUCUCUCCCUGCCUCCCUGCAGCCAGUAGGUCAAUUCAUCAAAUGCAGAAAAUAGAUAAGAUACCUGGCUGUCUGUCCAUGGGCGGGGGGCUGGGCGGGUGGAUAGAUGGAUGGAUGUGUGCACUGAGUGAGUGAGUGAGUGAGUGUGCGGGUGGGUGGGUGAGUGCGAUCGAUCGAUCGAUGGUAUGGAUGGUAGGUAUGAAGUGGCACAACCCCCUUUCUGUCUCUCUUGUCGGUCUGGCUGGCUGGCUGGCUGUCUGGCUGUCGGGCUGUCUGUCUGCUCAGGUCGUUCCUUCCCCUGCCAGUCACCGAUGGAUCGACAUAGAGAGAUUAGUCAGCCCAACAACCAUUACCCACCCACCCCCACGGCUGUCUGUCUUUGCGUCGGUCUCUUUCCCCUCACACCACCCACAUGAGCGAAUUCUCUCAUCAUCUGUGGCUGCCUCUUCCUUCGUUGGUUCGUUCGUUCGUUGGUUUGCCUGCCUGAUUACAUUUCCGUCUGUCUGUCUAUCAUCCCGGACCCCGCGCACAGGCACAGCACAGAGAGUAGCUAGCUAUGAGCAUGUCACACGCACACACGACACACGGACAUCCAAUGAGCAAACCAAGCCAAAGAGAAAUAGAGAAAACACAGGAGCGGUUUCUUGCUCCUUUCGUGCACACAAUCACGUCAUGCAGGCGCAUACACACAGACAGACAGGCAGACAGGCAGACAGGCAGACAGGCAGACAGGCACCACAGACACUUGACUCACUGACCCAACGAACCCAUCGAUGUGCGCAGCGCAUCCAUCACACACAUACACAGAGAGGAAAGUCCAGAAGGUAUGACUAGUUAUCCACGCACACACAGACAGACAGACAGGCACAUACAUACGCACACACAUAUGUAAGACACCACACCACAGCAACCAAGCCAAGCUACCCUCCCCCCACCACUCACCAUCUCUCCCGCCAUGCAAGCCUGCCAUGGAUCGUUGUCGAAUUGUUUGCCUAUACAGACACCGCCGACCGCUUGGUGCAUCCACAUCACAUACACACCCGCUCCCUCCCGCUCCCUCCCUCCCUCUCCCAAACAAAGCCACCCCACCCACACAUCCCUCUCCCUCCCCGCCCUCAGCAGCAGCAUCCAUCGUACACAGAUAGCAAGAUAGAUAAGAAAACCCAGAUAAACAAGACAUGUCAAUAAACAAGCGAGCCGAGCAAUCAACAAGGAAGCAUCACUGUGUCUGUCUAUCGCAUCGCAUCGCAUCUCACCCACAGACAGACAGACAGAUGCAGACACGGUCGAAUGCCCCCUUUCCCUCCCUCCCUCCCUCCCUCCCUCUCUCCCCGCAAUACAUCCAUCACACGGCCACAGGUAGUGCCACCCUGAGCAUGCCGAUCCUUGGGUGCUUGUGGGGCCGCUUGGUCACGAUGCUCUCGCACGCCAUCUGGUGCUUCCUCCCCCCUCCCACCACUCCUCCUACGCCCUUGUCCUCGCACUCGCCACCCCGCCGCUGCUGCUGCUGCAUCUGCUGCAUCGUCACGCACACGUGCAUCCCCCUCCCCGCCUCCCUCUCCCUCUCCCUUUCGCGCUUGCUGCACGAGCCUGAGACGCUGCCCACAUCCACUGCGUCGUUGUUGUGCUGCCCAUUGUGUCCCCGCUUGAGGAAGCAGAGGAGGGAGGCGACGACAUCGUCGCUGGGUCGUGUGAAGGUGGGCGGUGGGCGGGGGGGCUUGGGGGGGAGCGACUGGGGUAUGGGCAGGAUGAGGGGGCGGGUGCGGCGCGAUGAUGGCUUGGGCGGGUAGCCGUCGAAGAGCGCCAGACGCAGACCUGAUAUAUCGGAUGGAUGGAAGGAGGGAGAAUAACACAUCACAUCACAUGGGAUGGGGGGUGUGUUUAGGUUGUUUGUUGCUGUGUCUGCUGUGCUGUGCUGUGCUUACCGUCGUCUUGGUGGAUGGGUGCGAUGGGUUUGGGGUCGAAGGGGUCACUGGUCGGCUUGGCGGUGACGGAAAACAAAUAGUUGCCACACAUCAGGCAGUGGACAGCUGACACACACACACACACACACACAGCCAGCCACACAGACAGAGAGAGAUGCGUGCAUCACCUCAGACGACGCCAACACACAUCGCUCCCCGCCCUUCGCCCCCUCCUUUUUCUCCGUACCUGCGUCACUAUUCCUGUGUGAGCACCGCCAGCACGUGACACCACCCCUGCACCCUCCCCCUGCAGCGGCUUUCUGCUUCUGCUUGACCCCACUGGCACCCCCCACCCCGUGGCCACCCUCAUGGUGGCACGACGACCCCUCUGUGGUCGUCACUUUGUCGACGCGCCGCCUGCCGGUGGGCGUGGGGGUCCGAUCGUCAUAGAUGUAGCCAUUGACGACCCGCUCGGGACCCCGCUCCAUGUAGAUGGCUAUCGCAUCGUCGAUGGGCAUCGCUAAGCCUGCCCUUACUGCUGCUGCUGCUGCUGCUUGCUGCUGCAGAGAGAGAUGGUCGGGCCACUCGGCAACCAGCAGAGAGAGACGCGGAAGGGAUGAGGGAGUGCCGUCACUCAGCUUGAGGGCAUUCCCCUCUCGGCUGGCUGCUCUGCUGCCCGCCCUGCCGAGUCAAUGGGAGACCGUUGCUUACGUCGUUGCUGCUGCUGUCGUUGCAAGGGCAGCCUGCCCCACCUGCUGUGAUUGUGUGGUGGUUGCUGCUGCAGGUCAGUCACUGCCACUCAGACAGACAGACAGACAAGCAGACAGGCGAGAGAUGGAUGGAGCGGCGAAGCAAUGAGAGAGGAGCUGGUGAGGGUCGGUCAGGCUCGUGGCCUGGAGCUCGGCAGCUCGGGCGCAUCCAUUCCUCCGAG